AUGUCAGCCUCAUCCUCAUGGACUUCAUGGAUUCCAUCGCUUUCUUCCCUCUUUUCGUGGGUUACUGUUGGGGCUGCUGUAUACGCUGGAUACAAACUCGAGCUGCACAAAGUGCGCUAUGAGAUAACGUAUCUGAACGGUGUUGAAAUCAGUCGCACGGUCACUCGCGGAAAAGAGAUUUUGUAUACGUUUGGCAAG
This is a messenger RNA of Mesorhabditis belari, 198 nucleotides long. NCBI's taxonomy places the organism in Eukaryota, Metazoa, Nematoda, Chromadorea, Rhabditida, Rhabditidae. The record is from the annotation of a GenBank genome assembly.